UUUCUUGCCAACUCCGAGGUCCGAGGCCACAAUAUGGCGAUUUACAAAGAUGAAAGCCUUCCUAAUCCGGAAUAUCCAUCGGGGUAAGGUCCGAUCAACGAUCAACCUCCAACUCCGUCGGAACCCUUCUCUUCCGCUCCGCCACCUUCCUCGUCAUCAUGUUCUACAUCAUCGGCCUCGGCCUCUGCGAUGAAAAGGACAUCACUGUCCGUGGAUUGGAGGCCGUCAAGUCCUCCUCUCGCGUCUAUCUGGAGGCGUACACCAGCAUUUUGAUGGUACAAAAGGAGAGACUGGAAGCCUUCUAUGGCAAGGAGCUGAUCCUUGCCGAUCGCGACAUGGUCGAGACUGAAAGCGAUGAGAUACUGCGCGAUGCAGAUAAGGAAGAUAUAUCGCUCCUGGUAGUUGGAGACCCCUUCGGCGCAACGACGCACACCGACAUAAUCCUUCGUGCGCGAGCUCUCGGAAUACACACGAGGGUAGUUCACAAUGCGUCCAUCAUGAACGCGGUGGGCGCUUGCGGCCUUCAAUUGUACAAUUUUGGACAGACAGUCUCCCUCGUGUUCUUCACCGAGACGUGGAAGCCGGAUAGCUUCUAUGACCGUAUCAAGGACAACGCUGACCUUGGCCUACACACUCUCGUUCUCCUUGACAUCAAAGUCAAGGAGCAGAGCGAAGAGAACCUUGCUAGGGGGCGCAAAAUCUACGAACCACCACGCUAUAUGUCAAUUCCGCAGGCCGUAUCGCAGCUGCUCGAAAUCGAGGAGAAGCGCCAGACAGGCACGCUCGCCGCCGACACAACCCUCGCCAUCGCGGUCUCCCGCGUCGGCGGCGGAGAAGGAAACGAGCGCAUCGUGGCGGGUACCCUCGCGGAGCUCGCUGCGCAACCAGCAGAGACGUUUGGCGAACCGCUUCACAGCCUCGUCAUUGUUGGCAAGCGGCUGCAUCAUUUGGAGGUCGCGUACGCGGAGACGUUUGCGGUCAGCAAGGAUUCGUGGCGAGGCGUCGCACAGUCGGCAUACGGGUGUGCGUUGGAUGAGUCCUAGCGUGUUUCCUUGCCAGAAAACACCAAUGUCAAAGUUGCAGCUCCAUGGGCUGCUUUAUUCGGCACUCUCGACUUUCUGCCGAAGGCAACUGCGUCUGAUCCUGCCAACGCUUGCCGGGGGCUCACCAGCACCAAUCUCAGCUUUGAAUCUUGAUCGCGCAAGUUCAACUUGUCACGUGCAGGCCAGCUGCAGAGCAAACCGGCUCUUGAGGUGAAUACUCACCCUUUACUCGCGCGUGCGAUGUAGAUUCUGGCAUGACGCGCACAGGGGAAGACGUCCUCAUGUUGACGGUCCUGUAAACCUCCGCGGUACAAGUAGACCAUCGCAAUGUGCUCAUCGACGUUUGCCUCGGGUAGAUUGCGAGCAAUGAACCUGCU
Schizophyllum commune H4-8 is the source of this 1420-nucleotide messenger RNA. Its product is annotated as Diphthine synthase. The coding region runs from base 159 to 1043 and encodes 294 amino acids. Gene Ontology annotation, biological process: protein histidyl modification to diphthamide. The record is from RefSeq and is a predicted model, not a curated record. Gene Ontology annotation, molecular function: diphthine synthase activity. NCBI's taxonomy places the organism in Eukaryota, Fungi, Basidiomycota, Agaricomycetes, Agaricales, Schizophyllaceae. The transcript has 6 exons.